AUAUAAACAAUACGUUUGUUUUGCCGCUAUUUUAUGUGUGAAAAACCCUUUUCAUUGUUGACAACAAUCACAACAAGCAAUCACUGGACACACAAUUAUGAGUGAAUCCGUGGCACAAGACGUCGACAACGAGACCAAAUCCGACAGUCAUCGGGAACGCACUGAGUCUGAAAGCAAUGAAUCCAAUCCUGACAUACACUUUGAUCCCAUAAUUCAGUUACCAUUAGUGGACUUUCAGACGCUCGAAGAAAAUGAAGAAGAAGUGCUGAAACUUCGGGCCAAACUUUACCGAUUUGAUGACUCGGAAGAGACGCCGCAAUUCAAAGAGCGCGGAACCGGAGAAAUCAAGAUUCUUAAACACAGAGAGAUUCGCGCCGUAAGGAUCUUAAUGAGGAGAGACAAGACUUUGAAGUUAUGCGCCAAUCAUUACAUUAUGCCACAUAUGGAGCUUAAGAAUCACCAGAACAGCGAAAAAGUGUUUGUUUGGAACACUUUCGCCGAUUUGUCCGAUGAAACACCAUCUACCGAAACACUGGCCAUUCGUUUCGGGAAUAUUGAGAACGCACAGAAAUUCAAACAAGUGUUUGAAGAAUGCAAAGAAUAUGUUUCAGAAAAAGUUGAUUACGAUAUCACUUCUGAUUUGAGCAAAAUUAGCUUAAUUGACAAACAAAACGAUGACAACACACAUGAGGAAGAAUCAGACAAUGUAAGUGAUAAAGUGGUCAAUACUGACACAAAAGAUGAAAACAAAACAAAAGAGGAGACCAAAGAAGAAGUCAAAGAAAGUAAAGAGUAAAUCAUGUAAACGACGAGUUUAUAAGUGAUUUAUAUAUUACUUUCAAAUCCCUAUAUUUUAUGCUAAUUUUUCUCAAUUUUUUACAUUUUGUUUGAAAUAAAU
Molecule: messenger RNA, 898 nt
Organism: Oppia nitens
Lineage: Eukaryota; Metazoa; Arthropoda; Arachnida; Sarcoptiformes; Oppiidae
Product: ran-specific GTPase-activating protein-like
Exons: 5
Coding region: 98-796 (232 amino acids)
Biological process (GO): nucleocytoplasmic transport
Cellular component (GO): cytoplasm; nuclear pore
Molecular function (GO): GTPase activator activity
Source: RefSeq, a predicted model, not a curated record